AUGUCACGCUUGAUCAUUAUUAAUGUGUGCACCGUUUUCCCCAAACCCUUUCCUAUUAUCCUUAUUCUUUCCACUAUUCUUCAUUGUCAAGCCGCCAAAGUGGAGAGUGUGAUUGCAGAAGGGGGUGCUUCUCGUUUCAGUGCUUCUUCGGGGGGAGGAGGUGGUAGGGGUGCACCUCAGCACUAUCCCAAGACUGUCGGCAACAGCGAGUUCCUGGGGAAAACCCCAGGGCAAAGCGUUCAGAGAUGGGUUCCUUCACGAAGCACUAGACGAGAUGUCAACUCCAGCAAUGAGAAAGAGCGACAUGAUGCGAUCUUCAGGAAAGUGAGAGGCAUACUCAACAAACUCACGCCUGAGAAGUUUGACAAGCUAUGCCUUGAGCUCCUGAACGUGGGCGUAGACUCAAAACUCGUCCUAAAAGGAAUCAUCUUGCUGAUUGUGGACAAAGCCCUAGAAGAGCCCAAGUAUAGCUCGCUCUAUGCUCAGCUAUGUCUGCGCUUGGCAGAGGACGCACCAAACUUUGAUGGCCCUUCAACCGAGAUCCAAACAUCCCAAAAGCAGAGCACAACCUUCAGAAGACUGCUGAUUUCCAAGCUUCAAGAUGAAUUUGAAAACCGUGCCAGAAAUGUUGAAAUCUAUGACAAACAUGACAACCCUCUUACUUCUGAGGAGGAGGAGCAGAGAGCCAUUGCCAAGAUUAAGAUGCUUGGCAACAUUAAAUUCAUUGGGGAACUUGGCAAACUCGACCUCAUUCACGAAUCUAUCCUCCAUAAGUGCAUCAAAACGCUUCUGGAAAAGAAGAAGAGAGUCCAGCUUAAGGAUAUGGGCGAGGAUCUGGAGUGCCUCUGUCAGAUAAUGAGAACUGUUGGGCCGAGACUCGACCAUGAGAAAGCAAAGUCUUUAAUGGAUCAGUACUUUGGCCGUAUGCGAUCCUUAAUGAACAACAAGGAUUUGCCAGCGAGAAUCCGCUUCCUGCUACAAGAUACAGUGGAGCUGCGAGAGAACAACUGGGUCCCCCGCAAGGCUUUCCUCGACAACGGACCAAAGACAAUAAACCAGAUCCGACAAGAUGCAGUGAAGGAUUUGGGCGUUUUCAUCCCAGCACCCAUGUCACAGGGCAUGAGGAUGGACUUCUUCCUGGAAAGCCCCUUCAUGCCCAACAGAAUGAAACUGGACAGGGAGACGCUCGGGGGAUUGGCAGACAUGUUUGGACAGAUGCCAGGCAGUGGGAUUGGAACAGGACCCGGAGUUAUUCAAGACAGGUACUCGCCCACCAUGGGACGCCAUCGCACCAACCCACUCUUCAACGGUCACAGUGGUCACAUCGCUCCCCCACCACAGUCACAGUUUGACAUUGGGCCAAAGUCCUUUGUAAAGUCCAACCAGGUUCAGAACCAGCAUUUCCUCAGCCAGAGUCAGAACCACGCAGCCCAGCAGCAGGCCCAGUCCAAGGACAUGCCCCCUCGAUUCAGUAAGAAAGGACAGCUCAAUGCAGAUGAGAUCAGCCUGAGGCCGGCUCAGUCAUUCCUCCUCAACAAGAGCCAGGUUCCCAAACUGAUACCGCAGAUCCCCACCAUGAUGCCUCCCAGUGCCCAGCCCCCACGCACCCAGACCCCUCCCUUGGGACAGCCCCCUCAGCUUGGCUUGAAAACCAACCCUCCGCCCAUCCAAGAAAAACCUCAGAAGACCAACAAGAAACCACCUCCUGCCAAAGAGGAGUUGUUGAAGAUGACGGAGGCUGCUGUAAGCGAGUACUUUACCAGUAAGGAGCUGAAUGAGGCGGUGAGCAGCAUGCGUGAGAUGAAGGCUCCCAAGCACUUUCUGCCCGAGAUGCUGAGUAAGAUCAUCGUGUGCUCUUUGGACCGGCCUGACGAGGACAAGGAGCACGCUAGCACUCUGAUCCACACGCUUCGCCUGGAGGGGCUCAUCACAGCAGAGAACUUCAUGCAGGCUUUCCUCAAUGUCCUGGACCAGUGCCCAAAAAUCGAAGUGGAUGUGCCCCUGGUGAAGUCCUACCUAGCCCAGUUUGCUGCACGGGCCAUCAUUGCUGAGCUGGUGAGCGUGGCUGAGCUGGCACACCCCCUGGAGAACGGCACCCACUUCCCGCUCUUCCUGCUGUGCCUGCAGCAGACUGCCAAACUGAAGGACAAAGAGUGGCUCACUGACAUCUUCCAACAGAGCAAGGUCAACAUGCAGAAGAUGCUGCCAGAAAUCGACCAGAACAAGGACCGCAUGCUGGAGAUUCUAGAGGGAAAGGGUCUGAGCUUCCUGUUCCCUCUGCUGAAGCUGGAGAAGGAGCUGCUGAAGCAGAUCACGGCAGACCCGUCUCCACAGUCUAUCUACAAGUGGAUCAAAGACAACAUCUCCCCCAAGCUCCACACCGACAAAGGCUUUGUCAACAUCCUAAUGACCAGCUUCCUGCAGUACAUCGCCCAGGAGCUGUGCAUGGAUGAGGGCGACGAGCAGCUGUCUGCCCCCUCCAAGGAGCAACUGGAGCAGGAGAAGCAGCUACUUCUGGCAUUCAAACCAGUCAUGCAGAAGUUCCUGCACGACCACACCGAGCUGCAGGUCAGCGCCUUGUACGCCCUGCAGGUGCACUGCAAUGCCAACAGCUUCCCGAAAGGCAUGCUGCUGCGUUAUUUUGUAAACUUCUACGACAUGGAGAUCAUUGAAGAAGAAGCCUUCCUCGCAUGGAAAGAAGACAUCACCCAAGAAUUCCCUGGAAAAGGAAAAGCUCUGUUCCAGGUCAAUCAGUGGCUUACCUGGUUGGAGACGGCUGAGGAGGAGGAGUCUGAGGACGAAGCGGAUUGAGAAGCAUCAUAAAGUCAUCUGAAGUAGAUUUCCACUUUGCCUUUCCUUUGUGUUUACCUCCAUAAUAGAUUGCGGUAACCACUAACGAGCGGCUCCCCUCACCUGGGCCCACUCCCUCCCGCUCUGUCGCCUUGUGGGUGUUUUUGACUCGUCAUCAGCAACAUCAAGUGUGUAGAGUGACUCAACUUCUUUUUUUUUUUGUAUUGCUUCUUCAAUUUCUGCUAAUUUAAUAUUUGAGUAAUUAACUUUCCCCAAGGCAAACCACUAUUUAAAGGAAAACUGCACUUUUUGGGAAUUUUGCCCAUCAUUCACAAUCGGUAUGUGAAACAUGAACACAUAUUUCUUUCCCUUUUCUGUGCCUUCUAAUGCGAGAAAAGGAGUUAGUAUGAGCUCGAGCCCCAACAAAAAACCUUGAAAAUGCCAACUGAACCAUUUACAUAACUGACUUGUAUAUUAACCAAGCUACAGCAAAUACAAAACUAUUUAUCUGGCGGAGUAACACGACGCCUCGCUGCUUGCCUCAGUGUCACUUAGACAGCUUUACAGUGAGAGGAAAAAAUGAAUUUGUGAGAGAACAUUAAAAUACAACAUUCAGAGCUAAAAACAAGUAUCAUAUAUUGUAUAAAUACGUGAUCACAGCAUGUACUGUAUAAGCGAUACAUUAACAGGUUUUUGUACCGGGCUUCGUAGUUGAAAUGGGUACCUCUCGGGCAUUGUUAGGUAGCUCACACUAACUUGUUUUCUUUCAUUAGAAGAGAAAAUGCAGAGAAAAUGAAAUGUUCAUGUCUCAGGUAAGCAUUGUGUAUGGUGGGCGAAAGUGCAGUUUUCCUUUAAAUCUCGACGCUGGAUCUCAAAGUUGUAAAAGGUGAUGGCGAGGGUUUUUUAGGUUAGUGGGGGGGGCACAGUGAAGCAUACGCUGGCCACACAUUUGUCGUAUAUGAAUUGUUUAGUCGCCCUAAGCUUGCUUUUUUAUUUUAAUAAAAGUGCUCUUCACAGUUAGCUGCUCGCAGACGUUCCUCUUGAACCAAUCAUGAGCGUGUUUCUACCUCUUAAAUUAGUCAAACUGUGUGGUUUCCGAGCCGGGAUGAUGACGUGUCGCAACCUGAAACCCGAGCCAAUGCACUAAAAUAUUUGAUUUAAUCGCACACCAACAAUGCCCCCCUCCCAUCACUGUGCUAACAUUGAAUAAUUAAAUGGAGAUGCAUUUUUUAAGUUCUUAAAUUGAUAAAUGAAAAGCUAUAUCGGCCCACCUGUCCUCCAUAAUUAACUGCUGAAUUAAUUAGUGAACAUCAUUGUACUCAAUGAAAGGUCUCCAUCAUGAUUGUGCACCUGCUUUAAUGUCAAUAAAGUCCAGUACAUGAGCACCAA
Messenger RNA from Doryrhamphus excisus (bluestripe pipefish), 4179 nucleotides. RefSeq names its product eukaryotic translation initiation factor 4, gamma 2b (gene eif4g2b). Gene Ontology annotation, cellular component: eukaryotic translation initiation factor 4F complex. The record is from RefSeq and is a predicted model, not a curated record. Gene Ontology annotation, molecular function: mRNA binding; protein binding; translation initiation factor activity. NCBI's taxonomy places the organism in Eukaryota, Metazoa, Chordata, Actinopteri, Syngnathiformes, Syngnathidae.